GAAAUCCUUUAUAAAAGUAAAACCGAGGAAAUAAUUUGAGAAAUAAAAUUUUUCAUUGCAUUAUAAAUAAUUCUUUGCCGCGUCUAUAAGUGUUUGUCAAAGAGAUGUCUAAUAUACUUAAAAUAAUUUGUGAAUAUAGCGGAAAUUUGUGUGACUUGCAAGUACCAUUAAAAAAAACAUCACCGGCUACGGGCUCAGCUGAACCCGGUGGUAGUAGUAGUAGUUGCGUCGGUUCGGGAAGAGAAAUAGUUAACGUUCGAAAUUCUGACGUCUUCUUGGGAGACUAUCAUUUUCUGAUAUAUAUUGAUGUCAGAUUGUUCAAAUUUCGCUCGUAUCGCCGCUUUGAUGCGAAGGAUAUUAAAAAUUUAAUGCUAUUUUAUAAUAACAAGGAGCACGUGCUUUUUUUACAAUUACCCUGUUUGCCGGCGAAUGAAGAAGAAGAAAGACGGGACAAUAGAAAAAUUCGUUCGAACGAUAAGAAAUCUUUCAAUUCGAUUGAGAGACCUUUAGAUUUGGGAAAAUUAAAACGCAUUACUGACCUUUGUCGCAUACAAUUAAGUGAUGACAAUCAAGAUUUUGUUAAAUUGGAAGCAAAAUUUGAUUACGGUUUCGCUAGUAAAUUUCAUGGCAAAAUACGCAAUUUUGAGUGUGAUUUAAAAAAUAUAUCACGCAUAAUGGAGCCCUCGAAAGCCUCGCCUUUACAACGUAGCAUUGAUCGCAAUAUUCACGAAAUGCGCGAUUUUUCGCGUGAGCAGUAUAAGUUGAAUUUUGUCGAGCUGCAAGUACCCGAUGGACAUGAUAAUCCUGCAUUAUUUAAUAUAAACUUUAAAGAUACCACAUUGACUGCUGAUGAAGAAAGUUUAUUGCAUAAUCUAACUUGUAAACCGGAAAUGAUGAAAAUGCCAAAAGAUUUUGAUCAAGUGGAAGUAGAUUGUGGCUUGAUCAGUAUACUCUUAGCUAUUUGUUAUGAUAUAAGAUCCACUACCAAUGAAGCGAAUUGUGAAUCGGGAUGGACACGCAGUAUUUUAACACCUACACUUUAUUAUUUUGAACCAUUUUAUCGCUUACGUGAUGUGGUAAUCAGUUUCUAUAGACGAUCACUUAUCUAUCCAUUGUAUCGUAAUUAUGAAUUCUCACGUCACUGCGUUGAAGAUUGCAUUCAAGCAUUGCAAAUGCAUUCCGAAUGGUUGGUCAAACAAUUGCUAAUUACUCAUGAAUUAUUCAAUGGCAGCGAAAGAGCAGUCUUUAACUAUUAUUAUCUAGACGAUUAUAUUCGUUAUAUAACAAACGUGACCGUAUGCCCGGCAACGCAUCUGCAAACGUUGGCGUACAAUUUAAAGAAUGUUCUUUUGGAUAUCUUUAAAAAGCAUUUAGGUUUAGGUUUAACUGAUCUGGAAAGCGAACUCCUUAGAGAACUAAUAACCGAUAUACAUAUAGCGUCAUCGAACAGCGAAGACGAAUCUGAGGAUCAGGAAGAUGGCGAAGGUGAGGCCGAUGAUGCUGGCACCGAAUCGUGUGAAUCGGAAUUUUGCAACUCAAAUGAAAGCAGCGAUACGGAAGAGAAUAGCGUUAUCGAAAAACAAAUGAAUGAAUUAAAAUUGUAAACUGGCAACAAACAAAUAUUACUCGUAAUUAUGAGUCAGUCGUGUGAAUAAUUUCAAAAUUUGUAUAAAUAAAUGCACAGAAUAUUUUGAUGAUCAUGAGAGAUGAUUUAAUUUCAAUUAAUAAGAAACUGAGGA
This is a messenger RNA of Glossina fuscipes, 1739 nucleotides long. RefSeq names its product protein SHQ1 homolog. The transcript is spliced from 5 exons. The coding region runs from base 105 to 1604 and encodes 499 amino acids. NCBI's taxonomy places the organism in Eukaryota, Metazoa, Arthropoda, Insecta, Diptera, Glossinidae. The record is from RefSeq and is a predicted model, not a curated record. Gene Ontology annotation, cellular component: cytoplasm; nucleoplasm. Gene Ontology annotation, biological process: box H/ACA snoRNP assembly.